Lycium barbarum (goji berry) is the source of this 1946-nucleotide messenger RNA. RefSeq lists its product as uncharacterized. The transcript has a single exon. Lineage: Eukaryota; Viridiplantae; Streptophyta; Magnoliopsida; Solanales; Solanaceae. The record is from RefSeq and is a predicted model, not a curated record. Bases 36 to 1520 code for a protein of 494 amino acids.
CACUUCUGGAAAAAAACACAAUUUAAUCAAACACGAUGGACCCUACGAAGAAAAAAGAGAAGAAGAAGGAAGUGAUUCGAUUGGAACGCGAAUCAGUUAUUCCAGUACUCAAAUCCAGGCUGAUUAUGACACUGGCCAAUUUAAUCGAGAACGAUUCUGAUCGCAAUGAAUUUCUCAAGCUAUGCAAUAGAGUUCAGUACACGAUUCGCGCUUGGUACAACAUACAAUUCGAAGACCUCAUGGGAUUGUACGCGUUAUUUGACCCCAUCCACGGGGCACAAACUCUCGAGCAACAAAAUUUAUCAGACGAUGAGAUCGACGAGCUUGAGCAAAAUUUCUUGAAAUACUUGUUUGGAGUCAUGGACAAGAGCAAUUUCAAAAUCGCGAGCGAUGAAGAACUAGAAGUCGCGAAUUCAGGCCAGUACCUAUUGAACCUUCCCAUCACGGUCGAUGAAUCAAAACUCGACACUAAGCUUUUGUCCAAAUAUUUCGCGACUGCACCACGUGACGAAAAACUCCCUGAAUUUGCGGACAAGUACGUGAUUUUUCGUCGUGGCAUUGGAAUUGACAGGACGACGGAUUGGUUCAUAAUGGAGAAAAUUGACAUGAUCAUCGCGCGUACGUGGAAAUGGCUGAUGAAAAAGACGGGAGGGGACAAAUUCUUUGGGAAAAGAAUAUACAAGCGCAAUAAAAAGCCCCGAAAGAAACGAAUCCCAUCUGAAGAGGAGCAAGAUUUCUACGUUGAACGUAUUCGUAUCCAAAAUAUGGAACUAACUGUGCCUAACGUCCUUAGCAAGAUCACGAUCCAAGAACCAACGUUCGAGAGGAUCAUCGUCGUGUAUAGACGUGCUACCGAGGAAGGAGAAAAGCCGGACAGGGGAAUUUAUGUCAAACAUUUGAAAAACAUCCCAAUGGCUGAUUUAGAAAUUGUCCUGCCUGAGAAAAAAAAUCCUAGCCUAACACCAAUGGAUUGGGUCCAAUUUGUUGCAUCAGCAGUUGUUGGUCUUUUCGCAGUUGUGACAUCACUCGACAUGCCACAAGCUGACGCAUGGGUCAUGUUCGCGAUUCUCUCAACAGUGAUCGGUUAUUGCGCGAAGAUUUACUUCACAUUUCAACAAAACAUGGCUCAGUAUCAAAACUUGAUAACUCAAUCGAUGUAUGAUAAACAAUUGGACAGUGGACGGGGCACGUUACUUCAUUUGUGCGACGACGUUAUUCAUCAAGAGGUUAAAGAAGUGAUAAUUUCGUAUUUUAUACUGAUGGAACAAGGGAAAGCUACAUUAUUGGAUCUUGAUGCAAGAUGUGAGGAGUUAAUCAAAGAGAGAUUUGCUAUAAGCUGCAAUUUUGAUGUAGAUGAUGCAGUGUCAAAGCUAGAGAAAUUAGGUAUUGUGUCUAAGGAUGAAAUUGGGAGGUAUUAUUGUAUUGGUCUCAAAAGGGCUAAUGAGAUUAUUGGGACAACUACAGAGGAACUUGUUCUUAAAGCAAAACAGGGUCAGGUUGCGAUUACUUCCGGAAUAUGACACGGAUUCAGGAUUUAAAUUUUACAGGUUCGAGUUCGGAAUUUACCACGUCCUGUCUAAUUAUUUGUACUUGGUGCAUUUUUAACACAUAGACGGGGUCUAAGUCAGAGCUACUCGGUUCAGCUGAUCCUUACGCUUGGCUUGAUGUUACCUACAAGAAAAUGAUUUUUUUUGUAUUUUUUCUUACUUUUCAAUUUAGGUUAAUCUUUGCACGAAUAAUUUGGAAGUGACUCGAUGAGGAAAGUUGACAGGUAACAGAAAUAUCCUCAAAGAGCAUAAAAGAUGGGGUUUUAUCCAGAAUUUUUAUUAUUUUGCAGAUCUUAGUUUUGUGUCAAUUUUGUAGCCAAAAGAAUAAAUGGAGUUGAAUAUUCUCAAAGUCAAGUAUGUAUUUUUGUAGAAAUUUUCAUACUAUAUAUGAAAGUUGAU